CACAAAAAACCGGAGCCGGAACAUCCGCACCACGACGGAAAUGGCGAAGAACAGAGCAGAAGAGUUAACCGAAGACGAGAAGAAGGCCUUACGAGGCAGCAAAUUCGCUCCUCUCCCAUCUCUACCUCCUCCUCGAUCCCAACCCAGGUUGGCUCAUCCAGGGGGUCCGUUGACGACGAAUAAGGCGGCGGCGUUGGCGAAAUUUCUAGAAAGAAAGCUGCAGGAUCCGGAUGGAUUGGGCUCCAUGAAUCCACAGCUAGUUGAGCGCGCUGUUCUGGACGCUAAACGCACCGUUUUUGCAAGUGCAGCCUCUAAUUCUCAAGGAAGAAUACGACAUGUCAACUCCUUUGGUGACUCUGAGUCUGAGGACCCUCUUCAGGAGGAAGUAGAAAAUGUGGGAAUCUCUGAGCCUAAGAAGAAGAAAAAGAAUAAGAAGAAGAAGAAGAACAAGCAAAAGAUAGUGGAGGACAAUGGGGGUGCUGUGGUCAAAAAGCCGAAAAAGAAGAAGAUAAAAUUGUGACAGGAAUAUACUGUGAUAUACUUUUGGUGCCUGGAAGUGGAUGGUGGCUUCAGAAAGCUAGUUGUGGAAGAAGUUUGUAGUUGAUGGCUUGUAUACCACAUCAUUUUGCCAGUACAAGGUACAGAAAAACACUUGAAUUCCAUUGGUUUGUACUACCUUUAGCCAUUAGAAUCAAGGGCAGCAGAGUAUACUUUCUCCAUUGAGACAUGUAUUACUAGUUUCUCAGUUAGAUGGUUAAGAAGUGUUCCUCAUGUUUGUGCUUGUAGAAUCUGAUACUUUGUU
Messenger RNA from Fragaria vesca subsp. vesca, 802 nucleotides. RefSeq lists its product as uncharacterized. The record is from RefSeq and is a predicted model, not a curated record. NCBI's taxonomy places the organism in Eukaryota, Viridiplantae, Streptophyta, Magnoliopsida, Rosales, Rosaceae. Bases 41 to 520 code for a protein of 159 amino acids. The transcript has 5 exons.